This is a messenger RNA of Laetiporus sulphureus 93-53, 1843 nucleotides long. RefSeq lists its product as uncharacterized. Lineage: Eukaryota; Fungi; Basidiomycota; Agaricomycetes; Polyporales; Laetiporaceae. The record is from RefSeq and is a predicted model, not a curated record. The transcript has 4 exons. The coding region runs from base 67 to 1446 and encodes 459 amino acids.
UGCGCCUCCCAGGAUCCUUCCAUACCAAUUAGCAAAUCGAGCAGGGUCUAAUCUUCUACAUCCAUCAUGCCUACGACAAGGAGACAAGCAAAAGCAGCGCAGAGCGGUCAGGACAAGGAGGCCCAAACUCCCGUCAAGCCGGUGUCCAGACGGAGAAAGUCACACCCGAUGAAGCGCGCACGAAGGAAGAACACAGCGACAUCCGCCGACGAGGAACACGCUAAUGGUGAUGCGCCAGAAAGCAAGGAGCAGCCAGCUACGAAGAAGCCUAAGGUGGAGGAGAAUGAUGGAGAUACUAUUGGAGAAGCAAGCCAGGGACGAGCGGAAAAGGCCGAUGCGGAACCAGCAGAGAAAGCGGAAAUGAAAUCCGAGAAGAUGGAAGUAGAAGAGCAGGUUGCUUCAGAGAGUACAGGAACUACGAAGGUGGAGGAUGCAACUCGAAAGGACCACCCGGUGGAGCAUGCAUACCAAACAGGUACCAUCGAAAGAGGCCAUAUCUACUUUUUCUACCGUCCAAAGGUCGAGAUGGAGGAAGUUCAUUCCAUAGAUGAUGUGCAGCGCUUCCAUCUGCUGCUCAUCCCGCGCCCGCCCGAGUUCAGUGUGUCGUCCCCGCCCCAAUCUGCCGAGACGUUGGAUGAGACAGGCGAAAACCAGGAGAUGACAGUGAUCCAACCAGGAGCAGACGCCGUUCCUGCGCCAGAGCCUUUAGACCAGAAGAAGAAAUUCUUCCGAUUGAUCGUGGUGGGCAAGAAGAGCUUGCCCGAUCCCGAAGAGGACCAUGGUCGGGGCCGUGUCUUUUGGGGCACGAUAGUCACUGUCAGCGAUGAUUUGCAAAAACUUGAGGAGGGACUUGGUCCAAGAGAGUAUGAAACCAAGACAAGAGGAAUCCGCCAUCAAGGAUCCGCACGCCUUGUGGCUCGAGGAGCAUAUGCCAUCGUGAACGCUGAAGCACGAGUCCCGUCGGAUCGCGAGACGCACUUGGGCUAUCACUUGUCGCAUCCUACGCACGAGCAGUUCAAUGAGGUGCAAGAGGAACUGGGCGUUCACACUGCAUCAUCGUUCGUCUUACAAGUGAAGAACCCGCUCGCGCCUCCAACAGGGAUCGGUCGCAUAGGACUGCCAAAGAACCGCGCGGUCGAUUUCCCCGAGCGUAUCAUGAAGGAAGUGUUCGGUGUUGGCGGUGAGCGGGGAAGGGAAGACUUCGGAUUACGCUUCGCGAGCGUCGAGAGAGUUGAAAUGCUUGACCAUGAGGGCGUUGAGCUCCUUUUCAUUGCCGCCAGGAGCGGCGAUGAGGGGUUGGAGAAGAGUCUGGGAGAGGGGCGCGGUGAAGCGCUGCACGAGCUGGAGGAGAGAGAAAGCAAGGAGACCAUCCAGCAGAUCAUGAAGGAACUCGCACUGGAUUCGGAGAAAAUUCCAGUGAACCCGUUGGAAGGUGACUGGGCGUGAAACACGUCUGGCUUUGAGCUUGAACGUGCUGUGUCUUGCUUAUACCUACGCGAAAUGUCGAAAGUCGGACUCCGCACUGUAUAUCUAGGACAACAUCGAUGUGAUACGAAUCCAUCGGAUGCAAUACAUAAUAAAUGAAGGGGUCGUGUCAAAGAUACACCGCGUCUUUCGUCCGUCCGUAAUCAGAGAUGCAAUCAAGCGGAAACAAGCAGAAAGGGUAUGAUACCGCGGAAGGCCCUCGGUAUGAUGAUCAUACAUCGUUGCUGGAAGUCGGUAAGUCAUUGCGGGGAAUCGGCCUCAUCGGAGUCGGCAUUGAUUCUGAGCACCUUCACCCAUUCACGAUAGUUGAAGUUGCCUUGCCGAUCUGUGAAUGGGCCUUUGAGAAGCUUGUCGAUCU